GAUAACAGGAUACCAUCAUCAUCAUCAUACCAUUUUAUUAGACAGACGUCCGGUUGUAUAUCCCAUAGCCCAAGUAUUUAGUCCGUCGCUUUCACCCAAUAGCCUAGUUAAUUUUAGAUUCCAUUCUCUCAAUAGUCCUUACACCCUGGUGGGUUCUGCCUCUGCGUGCGUCCCAUGACACGGGCAAAGUCAGCAUCCGUUCGGUAUUCGGCUACGUGUUAGCUUCAGUUCCGCGCAUGCUUCCCAAAUGUCCGGAACACCAUUGUUCCAUUGUGAUGGGUAAGAUAUACAGUAAAUAAAGUAUCAUUUACUUUUUCCACACAAAAUACUUAAUUUUAUGCCGGUAAAGUAAACUGCAAUGUAAAUGUGAACUUUCCGUGUUAAUUCUAACAUUUGACCUGCUUUCAAUUUAACGAAAUUACCGAACAGCCCGUAUAAGCAUUUGCAUGAGACCUUGUUUACGUGAAACCUUAUCAUAGCGCAGCGACCUCUUCAGGGAGCGGUGAAACAACUCAAAUGCAAGCGGAAACGACCAAUCUCGAUGACAUCAUUACCACGGUUUCAAACAGUUGUCAAGAUUAAAUACUACCCACAAUAUAUUUUUCAUAGAGUUUCCAUCCCAGCACCAGCCCUACCAACCGCAGAGUCCAAGAUGGCGAUGAAGACCUUUAACCCCAUCCAGCAUAAGCUGACUCGCACCACGCACCAUUCGGUUCGCUUCACCAGCGAUGAACUACCCAAGUACAAGCCUCUCGAUUCUUCAGACUCCAGCCCUCCUAUUUUCGCGCCGAGCUCGUACCCCAACCAUGACUCGGGUGCGCCCAGCCCGGAAUUUCCUGCCAGCUUCCAGCCGGCCGCACAUCGCUUACGACAUAAUGAGCAGCGCAUCAAACUGCUUAACCAAAUAAAUACAAUCGUGCAGCAACGAGCAGAGCUUGAGUCAAAUAGACUUACACUCUCCACGCUUCUUGACGAACUGAGAAGGAAGCUGAAGAGGCGAGUAGAAGAGUGCCAUUCUGAGAAGAAGGAGAAGUUAAAGGCGUUGAAACAAUCAAAUCUGCGCCUUGAAAAAGAAAAGCUAGGACUGACCGCGGAGAUAGAGCAUGUGAAGCGCCAUCUGUUGAAAGAAGAGGCGCACCACGUGCAGCACGCUAGGACCGCAGUCGCGCAGGCGAUCCAAGGUGUGACAAAGGCGGGGCCCUCUGAUAGCCUCUUCAGUACGUGUUCGGUGUCCGAGCUGCCCAACCUCGUCAGCAGAAACGUCGCCAAAAACGCUCCUUCCCGUGCUGCUGACAGCAAACUAGCGGCAGCGCGGUUGAUGCGAGACAUUGCAGAACUUCGGCAGCGCGUGGCACAGGUCGAGAUCAGACUCGCGAACGAGCAGAGGCGUAAGCGGCAAGCGGAGCAAGACAUCGUUCGUCUACGCAAAGAGCUGUCCAACACGAAGAGUUGUAUCGCCUCUCUGCGACUCGCACCGCCGCCGCUGCGUAAACAGUGCUCCAAGUUCGCUUAAACUACAGACUCUUUGUCUCUUUUGUGAAAUAUUGUAUUAGUCAAAGUUUGUUAUGAAAAAAUAGAUAAAACCAGUAUUUCUUAA
Molecule: messenger RNA, 1597 nt
Organism: Cydia pomonella (codling moth)
Lineage: Eukaryota; Metazoa; Arthropoda; Insecta; Lepidoptera; Tortricidae
Exons: 9
Coding region: 542-1513 (323 amino acids)
Source: RefSeq, a predicted model, not a curated record